AUGGGUCUUUUAGACUUCAUAAACCGAGCCUUUUAUCCCCCAGUCCCUCCAGAAGGCGAAGAUUCUUCACCCACGAGUCCUGCAUCAACUUACACCAACGCAGACGUCACUGACGCACCUAUCGCUCAAAAUCCUCCCCCUCCAUACCAAGAAAUCACAGCACCCAAAGUAUGGAAGGUCGAAAUGACGUUUGGAUCUGACCCCAACUUGUUGAGGCAGGAGCGCCCGGUAGUGCAAAUGGACACAGGCUGGGAAGCCUACCUCGAACUUUCCACAACAGAUAUUGUCGGCUUGAUGAGAGAAGGGCUGUACGUGUCUCAGGACAAUGUCAUUGUGCAGGAGAAUUGCUUGACGAUGCGCCCGGACCCACAGAAAUACCAGACGCACUGCUAUGACCGUCAUUUUGCUCUUUCUGGUCCAGGUUGGGAAGGGAAGCUGGUGGUCUCGACACUGGGACUCCCUGUUGCAUCAAACUUCCGUGUCAAGCAUCUCUCAGCGGACAAAGUAUAUCGCUGUGAGGCCCGGGAUUUAUCUAAGGAGGGAAGUCGGGUAUAUAACUUCUGGCUAGAUGGUGAGGAAAACGCAAAUUACAUUUUGGACGACACUCCUUUGGAAGGCUUGUGGCCAUGGCCUCGUGAUGAAGACAUCACUCAAAAUUGA
Messenger RNA from Fusarium mangiferae, 660 nucleotides. RefSeq lists its product as uncharacterized. The transcript has a single exon. Lineage: Eukaryota; Fungi; Ascomycota; Sordariomycetes; Hypocreales; Nectriaceae. The coding region runs from base 1 to 660 and encodes 219 amino acids. The record is from RefSeq and is a predicted model, not a curated record.